Chara braunii is the source of this 925-nucleotide messenger RNA. The record is from the annotation of a GenBank genome assembly. NCBI's taxonomy places the organism in Eukaryota, Viridiplantae, Streptophyta, Charophyceae, Charales, Characeae.
GCGAUCAGACAAGGAAGAUAUCGGUGGAGAAUACGACAUCACGGCUCGUUUGGGAGAGAUGAACGACGACAACCUUGACGUCGGUGGGAAGCUGAUGAUGGCGGAGAGGACGGUAGUGGCAGUGACUGUUACCGCAAUCCUCUUUCGUUGUCAGAUGGAGAGGACGGCGAAAAGAGUGAAAACACAGAUCCGUGCAAGGAGGAGGAAGGUCACGCAGUGCGCAGUAGUGGAAGGCCCUAGGUUUGACACGGCCGCCAUCUGCGAUGUCGUCGUUCACGUGUGCUGCGCCUUGGGUUGCGGAGAUCUUCCAAGAGCAACACCGAGAUGGUGGAUGAAAAGGAGGACGAGUGGGGCGUGGGAGGAUCUGCGGCAAUGGGAUGACGUGAUGGAGGACAACUUUCGAGACAAGCUGACCAUGUCACCAGGUGUCUUCCGGGAGAUUGCGGAAGGUCUCUCGUCGUUGCUGCAGCGCCGUCACCACCGUGUGAUAUUCUACAGGGAGCCGCUGCAGCCAUAUCAGAUCGUCGCAUACACGUUGUACAGGCAGGCGUCGGGGGAGACAUACGAGAGCAGCACGCGUAACUUUGGCAUCAACAGAGCGUCGAGUUUGGUGGCGAUGAGGGACGUCAUUGUCGCGUUGCUGACUGUCUACUGUGACAAGAUAUCGUGGCCGGCGGGGGUGCGCAAGUCGGUCGUCCUCCGUGCUUUCGCGAGCAAGGGGUUCCCUAACUGUCAUGGUUGCAUCGAUUGCACACAUGUGACAUAUCUACAUCGACAAGCCGGCAAACGCCCCUGGCGAGGACUACUACGAUCGGAAAUGACGAUUCUCGAUCAUCAUGCAAGUCAUCGUUGAUCUAGACUUGUGUGUGGUGGACCUCUUCGUCGGCUAUCCUAUGAGCUGCCAAGACGUCCGUAUCAUUCACAU